Messenger RNA from Paramecium tetraurelia, 854 nucleotides. RefSeq lists its product as uncharacterized. The transcript has 3 exons. NCBI's taxonomy places the organism in Eukaryota, Ciliophora, Oligohymenophorea, Peniculida, Parameciidae. The record is from RefSeq and is a predicted model, not a curated record. Gene Ontology annotation, biological process: axoneme assembly.
AUGUCAACUUUCUAGGAAAGGUUCAAGGGCAAAACAACAGUCAUGGGUAGGAAUGGCCUAGAGUCUGUUCUCAAUUCUUGUUAACAGCCAAUCAAGAAAGACUUCGAAUAUCAAAAUAGAAUUCCCCAGAUUCAAUAACCUUUGCAAUAGUAAGUUAAUGUUCAACCUGUACUUACUCAAAUUCAAUACAACCAACAACAAUACCAUUAACCCUUAUAUUAACACAACCCAUACAUACCAGAGUAGUAGAUCCAAGAUUCUCUAUAAUACUUGAGUCAAUAGCAAUAUUUUCAACCCACUUACGACUAUCAAGUAAGGCAAACGGUCACUGAACCUCAAAAGAAAAUGGAACAAAGAUCCCAAUCCGCAAAAUAAUAAUAACAACAAGUAGGUGAUUCGUAACGGUACAAACCAUACACCAUCAAGGAUUACGAGAUAAUGAAAAAGACUGCGAAUGCCAAAUUAGGAGGUUUAGGGCCUAAUAUUAGUGGGGAUGAAUGGGCAAAAGAAAAAGAAAAAGUACAAAAAAGACAAGAAUUUGCAGAAUAAGUCAGACAGUUUAAUUCAACCAAUAUAAUAACUAUCAAGAGCAAAGAGACUAAGCAACCUGAAAUUAAUGCAAGACAAAAGGCUAUGGAAUUUGCCAGAAAUAUACCAAAACCUGUGGCCAAAAAAAAGGAGGAUGCUCCUAUGAAGGUCAUGUCGAAUAAACCCGUAAGUAAUAUGAACUAGGAUCCUUUUGAUGAUGAAAUUGCUAGACUUGAAAGAGAACAUCUAAAGUAUUUAAACUAAUUAGAUAAGAUGAAAUGAUAUUUGUUUAUAAAUAUGUAAUUUUAUAUUUGUAUGCUGUCUAA